GGGAGCUUCACUGAAUGCAAUAAAAGUUGAUCAGAAUUUUCAUCAUACCAGGAAAUGGCGAUAGCGAAUUGCUCAAGUCUUUCAAUCAACGUUAACGAUUUAUUGCAACUACAAGGCGUCGAAACCCAACGAGUAGAAUUUAAGAAAGCAUGGCACAGCAAGGGGCAAGGCGGAAAAAGAGGAACAUACUGGCAAGUUGUUCACUCAAUCUGCGCUUUCGCGAACGAUUUUUACAACGAUAAUGGCGGCUACAUUAUUAUCGGUGUAGAGGAGAAGGAAGACUGGGAAGAUGACGCAAGUAACCGCCAGAUCAUUCUUCCGCCUCUUGGUGUUCCAGCUAGGGACGUCGACCGAAUUCACAAGGAGAUCACGGGCGCUUGUCGAGCGAACAUCAAGCCUGAAUACGUCCCUAUCCUUUCAUCCGAAGUAGUAGAAAUGGAAGGAACAAGAAAGCAUGUACUGGUGAUCUGGGCGGUGGCUUCCGACAACCGACCUCAUAAGUGUAGGGACUCGAGCGAGAAAGAAGAAAAUCGUUCCUUCAGUUACUACAUCAGGUGUGCUACAGAAACGAAGAAGGCUUCACCAGACGAGGAACUUCGACUGCUGUCUCUGCACGCCAAGAUCCCAUUCGACGACAGGAGGGCGUUCGACUCAGGUAUAUUAAAAUGUUAUUUCUCCCAUACGCCUUUUAUUUAAAAUCAAAGACUGAAAUUAUCCCCUGACCAGUUUGAAAACUUUGAAUUUAAGAAACUUUAGGAGAAUCCAAUAUAUAUGUCACAUAGGUGGCGGAGCAGGGAAACUCCGUAGCCCUUAUCCGACAUCGGCGGCUUCAGAGUGCACAUUUUUGCCCACAGACGACUCAAGAACUACCAAAGAAGCAGGGACGAAAUACGAGCUCCCCUAAAAUGCGUUACUGAUGCAUUGUCACAAAUUGAUUACACACUAGACACUAUGAAGACUGCAAAGAGGUUCGCUUGUGCCAACAAAGGGCAUUUUGGAAAAUUUUUGAAGGGGUAUGCGCAUGGCUGAGUGGAAGAUAAGCCCCCCACAUGUUUCAAAACGCUCCGCCGCCUCUGUGUAUUGCAUACAUACAAAAUAAUUUAUUCCACGUUACGCGUAUAAAUCUUUGAUUAACGGAGCUUAAAACAUUUAACACCAAACUCAUAGAUGGAUUUCGCCGAGCAGGAAUCCUUUUGCGACAUUCAUUUUGAUUGAUAACAGAUGCACUCGAAAUCCACUGAUUUUGGAUAGAAAAUCCAGAAUAACUGCAUGCGCAUUUUAAUUUCCGGCCAGGCAAACUCACAAUAUUAAUCAUUCAUCUCUACAUGCUACUUCGACAAUCAUCAAAUUUCCGUAAUUUCAAUUGCCAAAUCCGUAUCAGCCAAGGUGCUGUAGUAAAUACCCGCUUCAAAGAAAAGGCGGAUUAAGAAUAUUUUAAGAGCAUCCAACCAUCAAAUUGUUGACAAAAAAAAAUUUAAAAAAACAACUGAAUUUGCUUGUUAAGCUUUUAUAUCUGAAUUCCAAUUUCCCGCUAACCUCGCUUUGAACAACCCGGUAUUUUUGUCAGGGACAUUAUCUUGCUAAUUCCAAAUUUUCUUUCCUUAUCAGGCUUUGGCAAGCAGCUUUCAGAGGGAGAUAUAGAUUUUGCACUUGUCAAGAGAUUCUUAAAAGGCAUUAAAAGCAAGUUAUAUCAUCAAGAAGAUAAGAAUCCAACUUAUUUUUAUGAGAGGUUAAAACUUGUGAGGCACAUUGGAGAUAGAAGAGAUGGUGACAUGCUGGUCCCUGUUUUGGCACCACGAAAUGUGGCUCUUCUGUUCUUUCACCAAGCCCCUCAUGAUUUUUUUUCGGGUGCAAAAACUGAAAUUGCCAUAUACACACAUGAAGACUAUGUACCAGAAGAAAAGCUUAUCACAGGGCCUAUUGACCAGCAAAUCGAAGAAACACUGUCUUUUAUUCUAACGACAACAAAAGAAGAAGCUGGUCAUGAAUUUGUGGCUUAUCCAUCGAGAGCUCUUCGCGAAGCAGUUGUUAAUGCAUUCCACCACAGAGGCUAUGAGGAGUGUGACAACAAUCCUAUAAAGAUUCACAUCAAGCCACACUGCAUUGAAGUCAUUAGCUAUCCAGGACCUGAUCCCACCCUCAAACCAGAGGACUUUUCUGAAGGAAAUGAAGUUCCAUGUGUUCCUUCCAGAAACAGAAGGAUUGCUGAAUUCCUGAAAGAAAGGCAAUUAGCUGAAGGGCGGUUUACUGGAGUCAGAACAAUUUAUAAAAGUAUGAAGAAAAACAACAAUCCCAAACCAUCCUUUGACUUCAAUCAAUCCUACUUCCGUGUUUGCCUCCCUGGACAUCCCAAGUACAUUGCGUACUCAAUUCGAAGAGAAGUUGACAAUCUUUGUGCAAAGGGAGACAAAAACGAGGCCAUCAAGUCACUUAAAGGAUUCCUUGAUGAACAUCUUACAGAUGACCGUUCAUUUUGGGGUUCUGAAAUGUUAAUUUCUAAACUGUUGGAGUUAAAUGACAAUGACAUCAACCAUCCAAACAUUCAACCCUACAAACACUUUAUCUCUGAGAAGAUGGAACGACGCAUGCCCCUCAUAACAAAAUUAUGUAAAUGGUGUGUUAGCGAUGAAACCACAGACAUUGCCACAGGUGUUGAGAUCGUGAAGAAGCUUGUAAAAGAAGGUGCAAGGUAUGAAGACCUGGACUCUGUUGUAAGGAAAGCAGUGGAUUUAUGCAUUGAGAAAAAUGAGAAAGGUCAACGGGUAGUGCAAGCUUGCCAAAAUGCCCACAAGCUAUUUGAAGCAAUGGGAGAGUUAACCCAAACAAAUGGUUAUGUGGCAUACCAGUUUGCUUUCUGCAAGUUUAACUUGUACUGCAUGCAAGCUGUUUCGACAAGAAAAAGGCGAGACCUAAUAGGUUACCUCAAAGAUGCAGAGGAUUACAUCAACAGAGCUAUACAGCUUACAAAUGAAGACUACAAGCACCAUCUGGCCAACCAAUACCGUCAGCUUGGCUACAUCCAUUCUCAACUAGAGAUCAUCCAUAAAUCAACAGAGGAGCAAAUCGUUGCUUUCUAUGAAAAAGCAAGAAAGUACAACCCCAAGAUAGAGAUCAACCAGUUGUUCAUUCCACCUGGAUAUCAGUUCAGGGACAUGGAGAGCCCUACAAGUAGUGUCACAUCCUUGGAAUGGAGUGUCUCAUCAUAA
Messenger RNA from Porites lobata, 3206 nucleotides. Lineage: Eukaryota; Metazoa; Cnidaria; Anthozoa; Scleractinia; Poritidae. The record is from the annotation of a GenBank genome assembly.